Molecule: messenger RNA, 1848 nt
Organism: Drosophila ficusphila
Lineage: Eukaryota; Metazoa; Arthropoda; Insecta; Diptera; Drosophilidae
Product: tRNA methyltransferase 10 homolog A
Exons: 2
Coding region: 142-1092 (316 amino acids)
Biological process (GO): tRNA N1-guanine methylation
Cellular component (GO): nucleoplasm; nucleus
Molecular function (GO): tRNA binding
Source: RefSeq, a predicted model, not a curated record
ACAGCACUGUCAUAUCAGCUGUUUAUUGGAUGCUGAACUUUCCCAUUCAAAUUCGGUUUUUCAAUACUCCAGUGCCUGCAAAGCGCAAGACGGGCUUCUGCUGAGAACGAAACACAGUACCUGCUUUAAGUGUCUUAGCCCAUGGAUCCGGCGGAACAGGCGCCCGAGCCCGUGCCUGCGGCGGUGCUCAGCCUGACCAAUUGCCCGGGCACCACGCCCGGAACUCCACAGAGCAAGAACCAGCUGAAGAAGCAGCGAAAGCUUGCCGAGUACGCGGAGCUCCGCAAAUUGCGGCGCGAACGGGAGCGUGAGAAGAAGAAGCAGAAGCGCCGGGAGGCCAAGGAGCAGGGCCUGCCCAUCCGGUCGGGUCCUUCCCGCAAGGAGCUGAAGAAGCGGCAGGCCGCUGAGGGCGGACAGUCCGGGCUGUGCGUGGCCAUUGACUUGGACUACGACGAUCUGAUGCAGGAGCGGGACAUCGCCAAGUGCGUUAAGCAGUGCCUCCGGAUCUACACGAUCAACCGGCGCAGUGCGCAGCCCGGUAAGCUGCACUUCACGGGCAUCCGGCGGAAUGGACACAUCCACGAGUCGUUCAAGAAGAACGACGGCUGGGAAAACUGGCACGUGGAGUACCACUUCGACCGCGGGCACGCCGACGUAUUCGACCACAGCCAACUGGUGUACCUAACCUGCGAGUCGGACCGGGUUCUGGACAAGCUGCAUCCCGGCUGCACCUAUGUAAUCGGGGGCCUUGUGGACCACAAUCACUUUAAGGGUCUGUGCCACUCGAGAGCCACGGAGGCGGGCCUGGCCACCGCCCGCCUGCCGCUCAGCGAGCACGUGGACAUGAAGACCAGGGCAGUGCUCAGUACCUACCACGUCUUUGAGCUGCUGACCAAGGUGGCUGCUGGUCAGGAUUGGACCUCUGCCAUUUUAAAUACAAUACCCAUGCGUAAGGGAGCCAAAGCGAAAGGCUCCAACGGAAAGGAGCAGGAGGUGCAGCUUUCGGAGCAGGAUCAGGACCAAAAGAUAGAGCAGGCAGAGGAUAAACUGGAAGCCGCAUCAGAAACCGAAUACCAGCCGUUGACCAGUUGACAACAAUCGACACCGCAGUUCGAGGUCUUUUUGAUUUUUAUUUCAGUUUCUUUUGUUUUUACAAAAUCACAUUUAGUUUUGUUUCGCAAAUUAAAUUACAACUUAAAAUAUAUAGCGCAAAUAAUAAUUAGAAUACAAAAAAAAUGUGUUACUUCAUUUCAUGUUUCAGUUAUGUUUUACAACGUACGAUGAUGGCCAGCGACAAAAUUCGCCAGCAAAACGAUAGCGUCUUCUAAUUUCCAUAAAUUGGUUGUAUUUUGUUUAUAUGAUUUGUGCACGUCAUAUGGCGAAUGGGUUUCUAGAUAGCACCGAACCAGAUUUCUUCAUAUUUUCGUUUGUUUUCUUGAUUACAUUUUCUCGAUUUCUCGACUUCAUCAUCUGCUUAAGGCUUUUGAUUUGGAUUCAAAUUAAGUAGCUCAACGCCCUCACAGCGACAUCUUUAUAAACCAUACAUAUAGGCGAGUGUAUUUGAAGUAUACAUAUGUACAUGUUGCAGCAUGCCGUCGCUCAUUGUUGUUUCCGUUUUUGUCAGUGUACAAACACAAGAGGGCAAAUACAAACUAAGGUCAUAAAGUAAAAUAGUAAUAAGUGUCAGGAUCAUAAACACAAUAAUGUACAAAGCAAUAGAAACAAAACGAAAAAGGAAAACAUUUUUGGCUUAACUAUAGGGUAGUUUUGGGUGUUAAGUUUAGUAUAUAGGUAUGUAUAUAUAUAUAUAGCAGACCGAUCUCUAGUGUAUAGCACAGUAUAGCAAAA